CCACCGCUGUUGUCAGCAGCAGCAGGGACGGCAGCAGCCCCCCAUGCAGUGGCUUCUCUCAAACGACCGUCUUCUGCAUGAUGCCAAGAGGCGACACACGGACAGAGUUUGAAGCGCUCGUGGAAGAUACAUUCCUGCUUCAGCGCGCGAGCCGCACGUGCUGCGUGGAUCCUCUGUGCCCUGGAGCAGGCUGCUCUGGCUACACAUCAGAUUCAACUUCGUGAGCAGUCGUGGGGGUACUUAAAGAUAGCCUAUCGUACGAAUCAUAAUGCCUACAUUAUACAAUUGAUAACACAUCACUUUUAAAACUUCAAGUUCCUAAAAGUACAUUUUCGCACAAUUGCCGUCUGUUACGUUAAUCAAUCAAGUCUCUUGUAACCCAGUCGGAACCCAGUGCAGUCGCUGCGUUUUCAAUAAAAGACGUGGCAGAGUAGAGCCAGACAUCCCGAGUCACGCCACGCAAGGGGGCCGGUGGGGAGAGCGUCACGGCAACGAUGAGUGACGAUUCACUCGUUGGGAACUCCUCGGACGCGAGCGCCAGCGCGCUGGCGAGCGGCGCCUGGUCCUCCGCCGCUCCCAACGGCACCGCAGCGCCGCUGGCGAGUCGCCCCGAGCGAGACGAGGCGCUGGCUCGAGCCGAGGUCACCGUGCUCGGCCUCAUCUUCGUGCUGGCGACGAGCGGCAACGCCACGCUGCUCGUGUCGCUGUGGAGGAGGCGCAAGCACGCGUCGCGCAUGCACGCCUUCCUCGUGCACCUCAGCGUCGCCGACCUCGUGGUCGCCUUCUUCCAGGUGCUGCCGCAGCUCGCGUGGGAUGUCACCGACGCCUUCCAGGCAUCCAACGGCGUGUGUAAGGUGGUGAAGUACCUGCAGGUGGUCGGGAUGUUUGCGUCCGCGUACAUGAUCGUGGCGAUGACCGUGGACCGCUUCCAGGCGGUCUGCUACCCGAUGGUCACCUUCAAGAAGAAGCGCUCGCGCUGGAACGGCCUCGUGUGCGCCGCGUGGGCCACGUCUCUGGCCCUCAGCACGCCGCAGAUCUUCAUCUUCUCGCUGAGCGAGUACGAGAAGGGCAUCUUCGAUUGCACGGCGACGUUCGCGGCGCACUGGGGCGCCAAGGCGUACGUCACGUGGGUCACGCUGGCCGUGUUCGUGCUGCCCACGCUCGCAGUGGUCGUGUGCCAGGCCCAGAUCUGCCGCAUCAUCCGCCUCAACCUCUACGUGAAGACGCACCAGGGCCCUGACGAGGAGGAGGCGGCCGGCGGGGACGAGCGCCGCGCCGGGGGGCAGCUCAUGCCGUCGCGCGCCAGCAGCGUCACGGGGAUCUCCAGGGCCAUGAUCAACACGGUGCGCAUGACGCUGGUGAUCGUGCUGGUGUACGUGGCGUGCUGGGCGCCGUGGUUCACCGUGCAGCUCUGGUCGGCCUGGGACAGCAAGGCUCCCAAGGAAGGCCCCACGUUCGUCAUCAUCAUGCUGCUGGGAAACCUCAACAGCUGCACCAACCCCUGGAUCUACCUGUGGUUCGCGGGGGGGCUGUCCCCGGGCGGCUGCCGGGGGCUCGUGCCGCACGCCCGCCCACCGGCGCCAGACUUCAACGUGGACGAGUCGGUGAUGAGCACAGCCACGUUCCGCGAAGAUCGCGACGACUCGCUGCGUGGCGGAGACGCCCCGACCCCCCCGCUCGCAAGCCUGCCGCCCUCGCAGGCGCAGGCUGCCAGCUCGCCGCACGCCGUGUCCUGCCUGCCCUGAGCCACCGUCCCUGACCCCCCCCCCCCCCCCGAGUGACCACAUCGGCGGCUCCCCUGGACACCACCGACCUCCCGCGGGCUUCUCCUGGGCAUCGCCGUUUGCCUUCACAGCCCUUCUGGGGAUCUGCCGGACGCUGCCUCUGCGUUUCCUUCCCCGAGCGCCUCUUGAGUCAGUAGCGUGGGGCGGUUGACACGCGUCCUGGUGUAAGGAUUAAGUGUUCUGUCCCAGGGCCAUCCCCUGCCUCCCCCCCCCCCCCCCCUCUUGACAGGCCGCUGCCUGGGCCGCUCCGACGCACUCACCCCGAUUCAACAGUUCCCCCACCUGCGCGCUCGAUUGCUGCACCGCAGCCUCGACAACUCCUGCCGUGAGCAGCCCCAGGGCCCCUGGCGCCUGCCCCAGUGCGCGUCCCGCGGCCUGAACCUUUCCCCGCCCACCCUGUGCACCGUGCGGCGGCUUCCAGCGCCGCGCCGCACUCCCUCCCCUCUGCCCCGCAGGCUGCCGGAGCCCGAGCUGCGUUUCACCCCGCUCUCAUCCUCCUCCUCCUCCCGGUUGCCCGUGCCCAAGUGCCAAUUGCCACGGCUCAUCAUGCGUGGCAUCGGCGUGUCCAAUGGUUGGUUACUUUGCAUUAGCAAAACGUGGAGACAUCCUUUAUGUCAAACUUAAUGGCUUUCGACGUUUUUUGUUUGUUUUCCACUCGGUGUAGGUCCACGGUCGGCCGCUGCGCGUCCCGAUGCCGCGUUGCCCGGGUCCCCGUGCGCGCCUCCGCUUCCCCAGGAAACCCAGACCGCCGGAGCGAUGCUGUCGUGGCAGCGCGCUCCGCACACAGUGGGAAGAUUCAAAAUUCAAAUCCUGGCUACGGCUGACCCAACCUAGCGUCCCCAUGGGGUCAAUUAAAUAACAACAGUCUCGUAGGAGACACAGGUGCUUGGACUGUGGAUAAACUGUUCGCAGUCGUAAAUUGAACGUGUAAUAUCUACCGUGGCUCGGGAUUGACUCUCUGACCAUGGACCGGAACUCGAUGCCUUCGUAGCCACAGCUGCAGCAGCAGCAGCAGCAGCCGUACAUUUUUAGGCACAAAGAUGGCAUGGAGGCAAAGCGAGGUUCGGGCCAAUAGUCAUCAUCAGCAGUUUCAGUUGUCUGAUUUCAAUUGUCUCACUGUAGACCAUAUAGUGAACUGGUGUAAUCUGUGCUCCUUCAAUAGAGGAAGAAUACCAAACCUACACGAAUUAUCUCUCCUGCAUCCCUCUCCUGUAUCCCUAUCAUGCGCAAGAAUAGAGUACAAUUAUCUGAUACAUCACCGUAUAUGAAAGGGACUCUGAAUCGGGGCUCAGUAGAACUUCCCAGGGUCGCGAGGCUCUAUUCAUGGUUCCACGAGAGAAUAAGGGCCCCAAACGGAUCUGCAGAGUGCCAUGAGGUCCAUGCUUUGUGAUGGAUCUGCAUGCCAACGACCUCUCCCGUAAUGGUCAACGGGCAUUUACAAUGAAGCACAAUGUGACUUGGGGUUUGUGAGAUCCCGAGAGUGGCCAUGAGAGAUCUUGAGAACAAAGCACACCGGGUCUACACUGGACAAUGCAAUAGCCACUACAAUGAUAUACUUAAAACUAGUGACUAGAGUAGUGCUAUACUAGAACUCCGUUAUAGGUGAACAUGUGUUAAUUAUUUGCCAAAAAUAGUUAGUACAUGUUUUAAGGUGUUUAAUCAAAGUGGUUUGUAUUGAGCUCUAAUUGCCAUGAGACUCGCAGGUACGCCUGCAACCUCACGGGGAACUCAUCAGCGACUUGCCUUGUCAUAAGGAUUAUAACCAAAGCAGGAAACAGUAAUUUACGUUCAAUUGAUGGAAUUCAAUGUAAAUCAGUCAAGAUGAUUGAUGAUACAGCACUCACGGAUUCACUACAAUCCCUUGCUCACUGCCAGUCAGUCGCCUCCGUAUCACUCUAUUAUUGCUACUACUAUUACUACCAUGGUCACUGUUCCUGUGAACUUCACCCAUUGAUUCCUCCACCCAUGUUAAGGACUCAGACUAUCAGACUGACUGUUUCACCUGAAGCCUCAACCACACUGUGUUCAACCACCACACUGCAGGCCAUAACAAUACACUCACCCACCCACUCACCCACUCACUCACCCACUCACUCACCCACCCACUCACCCACUCAUUGCAAAGCUCCCCACGCACUUGUUUCACUUGAACAAUCGUAAAUGGCAUGGCCCUGAAGUCGUGCCACUCGAGUGCGGCUCACGAUUAGCGCAGGCAACGGUAAAGGGGAAAACUGGAGAGGCAGCGGUAGAGAGGUUUUUGUUGGUUGUACUAUGUUGAACUUCUUUCGCACCGUAAGUAGCCAACCAUGCUAAUAGGAGGUGCAGGGGAAGGACAACAAACUAAACACAAAAAACUGUUCUAAAGAAAUUCGUUUUCAAUCUUGAUUUAAAAGUGGUGUCCUAAUAUCGGAAGGAAGAGCGUUCCAGACAGUCACAGAAGCGCAUCUGAAAGCACGCGAUGCAGUGACUGUCUUUGUUUGAUGGUUAGCCAAAAGCCGCGACAAGGAUGACCGGAGUUUGCAUGAUGAUUUAUGCUCCUUGACCGUGUUGCUUUUAGGGUGUAUGGAAUAUUCAUUAAUUCAUGACCUUCAGGGGUGGAAAAGAGGCCACAACGACCCAGAACGCCGUGGUAGGAGUGAAAAUAUCAAUCCAACUGCGUCAUUCUGAAAUAAACCAGUCAUGGUGGGCAGUCUGUAGUAAAUGUCUAUAUAACUGUCCGUCUGUCACGCUCCGGAUCUCCCAAAUGGUACCGUGGGAGGAAAACAAACAUGCAAUUGUGUAAUAGGUCUGCGAAUAUACAAAACAAAUAUAUAUCAGAUUGCGAUAAUUAUUUUAAAUGAACUUGCUGGCUAAAAACAGAAUAUGCAUGCAUUUGUCAGCCUCAGUUGCUAAUGUCUAGGUAUCGCGGGUGGGGCAUUUAUGAGUUCCCCCAGGAAUUCCUUCCAAUCCCUGAUGACCUUUAAGACCCUGAGAGCCCAUGGAAGUUCAUAUUAUUUUAAAAUGCUUGUGGGCUCUUUUAAGAAUGGACCACAAUGGCCUCCUGCUGAGAAUGAUUGCACAGAGGGUUUGAGGUUUGUUGAGGUCAUUUCUCACAGAAAUCGCGGAGCAGCUGUGGGAGUUGAGCCAGCAACUGGCUGAGUGCGGGCGAGUCGAUGCGAGGACGUGCAGGACUUUGGAAGUGGAGACGAAAAACUACGGACGAGUUUCCAGCAGGGGCGGUUUCUUCAUUAGGGCGAUUGGGCGACGCACCACCAAUGUCAUUCAACCACAGAGUCACGCUAGCCGUCACUGCAGCCUCUGGAUAUAGUCCAAUCAGCGUCAUGUCACGUUCCGUGGAGUACCGCCUCUUUUUGGGCGAUUUCACUCCGGCUGAGAAUCGCCCCGAGUGGCCCCAUAGACUUACAUUCAAAGAUGUUUUUUUCGAACGGCGGGCGCUCCAAUGCAUUCUCUAUGGCUUCCGGGAGGGCAAGCCCUAACGUGCUUACGUCAUCAUACGUGCUAACGUCAUCAUACGUAAGCACGUUUCAUCCAACAAUAUAAUUUAUCGCCACCUAGUGGAAUCUUUAAUAAAAUAAACUUGAGUGGUUUGUUUUAAUAGUGAGUAUAGAAACAAACAGGAUAUAUUGUAAGAGUCACUUUAUUUUUCAUUAAUAUUAAAGAAGUGAAGUUGCCUUUACAUGCUUAAGCUGUUAAUUUAUCCAUUGCAUGGGUGGACCUUAUCCUUAUCAAUCAUCCAGACAUUUGCCCCCCCUGAGAGAUUUUGCAGGAGCCGCCACUGGUUUCCAGCAAAGUGCUCACCCUUCUGAAUAAAAUUAAGACUGCUCAGCCGCAUGUGGAAUUAAGUUUUAGAAUCGGUACAAUGUUUAUUUUCAUAGCGUAGCUUCCGUACGUAUAAUUGUUCAGAGAAAUGGUCUUAAAAAAAUAUCGAUUAAUGCAAGGUGUAUCUCGAACACUUUUUUUGCCCAAAAUUUCAACCUCGCUUCCAAAUCGCUUCGGCCCCAGGCCCAAAUCACACACGAAGCCAGAGGCCUCCUUGUGUCUGCACCAAGCGCAGGUGGCACACACACACACAUACACACACACACAGCACGCACACACACAACACGCGCGCACACACAGCAAGCGCACACACA
Molecule: messenger RNA, 5917 nt
Organism: Lethenteron reissneri (Far Eastern brook lamprey)
Lineage: Eukaryota; Metazoa; Chordata; Hyperoartia; Petromyzontiformes; Petromyzontidae
Product: vasopressin V2 receptor-like
Biological process (GO): regulation of systemic arterial blood pressure by vasopressin; positive regulation of vasoconstriction; G protein-coupled receptor signaling pathway
Cellular component (GO): plasma membrane
Molecular function (GO): vasopressin receptor activity; peptide binding
Source: RefSeq, a predicted model, not a curated record